GUGGCUACAAUUCGUGGUUCAAUUCACUAAAAUAGUUUAGCAAGAACACGACAUACAUAAGUAAAUAUUUAGUUAGAUUUUCGUAUAUCUACGAGAACCAAUGGGUGCACGAGUUAUUCAGGACACAGCGUAAACGAUUCAUUGUUUUUUUUGUUUUCUUACAAAUAACGUUGCCUCACAUUAGGAUUUUCUCCUGUGUCGUGGGACUUCACACCCAGACCCGGAACAAUAAUUUGUGGAUCACUGGAGAUCAAUGGAGUUGCUCCGUGCGGGAAUCGAACCCGCGACACGUUACGCGGCAGCUAGUUGCCCAGCCACCACACCAACCGUGCAGUCAAAUUAAAAGCAGUCUUUUAAAAUCUCAUAGAAUCUGAUGUUGUUUAUCACAUCGCUGCUUUCAUUAAGUAGGCCAUUAGGCUAAAUUAUUAUCGAGCUGAACUUAAUUCCCUAUAACAACAAAAACAACUUCGUCUUGUUGCCAUAAGUCACAAAAGUAAAAUUCGAGAAUUAUCUCAGAAAUGAUUUAAGCUCAAGAGCAAGCGAUAGUGUUGUAAGAUGACAGAGAUAUCAAGAUAUCGAUGCAGAUAAAGAUAUUGUCACGAAAAACCGCAGUCGAUACUCAUUGGUGGGACGUGAUGGCGGCUCUUAGGGCGUUUUUAUUUUUUCUAACGCUAGGUGCGCGCGCGCACACAGCUGCAAUAUCCGAGGAGCCCACUGUACGUGCUGAUGACGUCACACUCACUUUGGAGCCGAUCCUCACUGGAGGCUUCCACCUUGUUUUGACUGAUGAAAACCAGCGUGUGGUAUUCGGUCAGGUGGGGCGCACAUUAGUAGCUCCAUACACAGUGACUGACGUAGACGGUGGUCUUCUGGUGAGAAUUGGCAAUGUGAACCUGACUAUCAACACCCUGUACGAGGCAGCUACCCAGGCCAGGGGCAUCAAGUUCAGCUGGGAAGCCGACCAGUAUACCAGGCUAGAAGAUUGCAUCGAUUUCGGCACAAAACACUGGUAUGCGGGACCCAUGCAAGUCGACCAAGUGUACCCAAUCGAAACUGCGACCCAAGUUUACAGGGCAAGCUACAUUCAAGAAUACGACAAUGGUGCUAUCAUGGAGAGGUACUGGCUCAACUCCGCCGGAGAGUACAUCAUUGUCCACGACAAGGUCCCACUCUUCAUGGAUUACGGGAAUAUUUUGAACAACCAUCUAUGCUUCGGAGCCCAACUAGCAGGACCCUAUUCCACAAACAGGCCACGUACCAUACUGGCUUACGACAUUUGGUUUUUGUCAGACGUGAAAGCAGCUCACAAGCAUGCUAUUGCUAACUACCUUGGCAAGCCGUCAGGUACUCCAGACUUCCAAAUGGUUCAGCACCCAAUCUGGUCUACUUGGGCCCAGUAUUCCAGAGAGAUCAACGAGACAAAACUGCUAGACUUUGCUCAACAGAUCAAGGACAAUGGGUUUAACAAUUCUCAGUUUGAGAUUGAUGACCAAUGGGAGACGUGCUAUGGCUCUCUCGUGGUGAAUGAGGAAAAGUUCCCAGACUUCAGACAAACUGUGCAGGACAUCAAGGCUAUGGGAUACCGUGUCACGAUCUGGGCACAUCCUUUCAUUAAUAGGAACUGUGAUCCUUGGUUUUCGGAAGCUGUGGAGAAGGGUUUCUUCGUGAUGGAUGAGAACAUGAGCAUCAACGCUUCAUGGUGGAACAACAAUGGUACGAACGCCGGGUACAUCGACUUCACCAACCCCAAGGCUGCUGACUGGUACUACGACAGGCUUAAAGACGUACUCGACACGUAUGGAAUAGACAGCGUCAAGUUUGAUGCAGGAGAAGCUAGUUUUGCACCUGAGAUUGCCAUCCAAACAGGUGACAUUGAGUUCCAGCCCCAUCACUUGGUGCAACAGUACGCUAAAGUGUGCGCCACUUUCGGAAACAUGGUGGAAGUCCGAGCUGGAUUCAGGACCCAAGACCUUCCAAUAUACGUGCGCAUGGUAGACCGUGACUCCAUCUGGGGUCUGAACAACGGGCUGCCCACGAUCAUCACCACCACCUUCCAGAUGAACCUGAACGGCUACCCCUUCGUGCUGCCAGACAUGAUCGGGGGCAACGGCUUCAACCUGGACCACGAACAGGCUGACUUGCCAACUAAAGAACUGUUCAUCAGAUGGGUGCAAGCCAACACCUUCUUGCCUGUGAUGCAGUAUUCCUUCGCUCCUUGGAAUUUCGAUGAAGAGACAGUACAAAUAAGCAAGAAGUACACAGACCUUCAUGCUGAAUACGCAGACGUGAUCUUCGAGGCCAUGGAGGCGGCAGUAGCUGAUGGCACUCCCGUCAACACUCCACUCUGGUGGAUCGCUCCCAAUGAUGAAGAGGCUCUCGUGAUUUGGGAUGAAUAUCUCCUGGCAGAAACAGUUUUAGUGGCUCCGGUACUGACAGAAGGAGCUACAUCCCGUGACAUCUACCUGCCGGCUGGUGUUUGGUACGAAGAAGGCGACUUAGAGAAACCUAUCCAAGGCCCCACAUGGAUCCGAAACUACCCAGCACCGUUGGAUGUGCUCCCAUACUUUGUUCGCGAUAACUCUGUGUCCCACGAUUCAAGUGUAUCUCUUUACACAUCUGCUAUCCUAGUAGUUUUAGGCUUAAUAACUAAUAUUAUUGCUAUAAGGAAUUAAUUGUAUUUAAGUUUGUUUGUUGUCUUAUAUGAAUAUGUUUAAACCUUGAUUGAACAUUAAAAAAUAUUAAUUGGAGUGAGAAUAAUACGUCUAAAAUAAUGUUUUAAAAAAUAAAAUUUAUUUUUAA
This is a messenger RNA of Spodoptera frugiperda (fall armyworm), 2799 nucleotides long. RefSeq names its product myogenesis-regulating glycosidase. Gene Ontology annotation, molecular function: hydrolase activity, hydrolyzing O-glycosyl compounds. The transcript is spliced from 9 exons. The coding region runs from base 579 to 2672 and encodes 697 amino acids. Gene Ontology annotation, biological process: carbohydrate metabolic process. NCBI's taxonomy places the organism in Eukaryota, Metazoa, Arthropoda, Insecta, Lepidoptera, Noctuidae. The record is from RefSeq and is a predicted model, not a curated record.